This is a messenger RNA of Crotalus tigris (Tiger rattlesnake), 3998 nucleotides long. It is a transcript of the gene NAA30, whose product is annotated as N-alpha-acetyltransferase 30, NatC catalytic subunit. Gene Ontology annotation, molecular function: protein-N-terminal amino-acid acetyltransferase activity. The transcript has 5 exons. The record is from RefSeq and is a predicted model, not a curated record. Gene Ontology annotation, cellular component: NatC complex. Lineage: Eukaryota; Metazoa; Chordata; Lepidosauria; Squamata; Viperidae. Gene Ontology annotation, biological process: N-terminal peptidyl-methionine acetylation. Bases 1137 to 2339 code for a protein of 400 amino acids.
UUCCUCCACAACCACCAUUUCUGAUUGCUUCCAGUUACAUUCCAUCCAGUCAACCUUGACUUCUGGUGACUACAGGAACAAGUCUCUGUUGUUUUCUUGGCAACAUCUUCAAGUGUAGUUUGUCAUUGUCUCUUUCUUCAGAAGGCUGAGAGACAGGGACUGACCCAAAGGCAUCCAGCUAAAAAUCACUAGCCUGGUGCCUUUCACCACUGCUCCAAACUAGCUCUCAGUUCAUCAGAGUAGUAUCUUCCCAGUUUUGUCUGAUGAAGUGGGAAUGGGUGAUCACACCCAAAAUAUGGAAAUAGCUCUUGCAUGGUUCAGCUGAUUAAUAUUAAGGAAACUGGUCGUUCCAAUCAGGGUUUCCCAAAGUCGGCAACUUUUAAGAGAUGAGGACUUCAAUUACCAGAAUGCUGGCAGGGGAAUUCUGGGAGUUGUAGUCCAAACAUGUUAAAGUUGCCAAGUUUGAAAAAUACUUUGGAGAGCAGGAGGAGCCUUCCGCCAUAUAUAAGACACAACCGCCCUCCCCUUAAAAGGUCCCUGCUGCACGGGCCGCUCUUAGCUAUCCUGGUGAUAUACUCCAGUCCUUGUCUGGUAAAAAAUGCCUUUCAGCGCUCGCUCCGUUUUCGCUCCCCCACCCCCUCACUCGUUUGUUCCUGCCUAGUCGGCGCUUAAUGACAAUGUGCGCUUGCGCUGCUCCGCCGAUGUCGCCAGAGCCUUCCAUUACAGGAAGGUAAUCCCAAGUCCGGCCGGGCUCAUUCUCUUUUUCUGACCAUAGAGUUUCUGACUACCACCGCAAGCGGAAUGAAGCCGGUAACAAUACAGCAUCAACCCUAGCGGCAAGGCCAGCCGUAAAGCGAGCUGCAAUCCAAUGUCGUGCACGCCCGCCUCGGAGGGAAAGUCGCUCGUGAGAAGCCACGCCUCUGACCCCUUUCUCCUUCCUCUCAGUCCUUCCUCGGGGCCAACCAUAAAGUAAAGCGACGCGAAGUGUCGCGCCGUUUCCCUGAUUCUGGAGCCGCGGCAGCCAGGCCUGACAGGAAACCUAGUCGCGCUUUACGGCCUCUGGAUGAGGAGGAGCGGAGAAAGGGAGCGGGAGGUGUCGCGGCUGCUGCUGCUGCUGCUGAAGGGACUUUGGGGACAUGGCCGAGGUACCGCCCGGGCCUAGCAGCCUCCUCGCUUCGCCGCCGGGAGCCGCCGCUGCGCUCCUUUCUCCCUUUCCGGGAACUGCUGAAGAGGAGGAGGACGAAGAGGAGGACGAAGAGGAAGGAGGAAGGCGUUCCUGCAGGGAGGAGGAAGCUGAGGAUGAAGGCAUGCGGGAGGGGAGCCUGCCCCGCCGCCGCGUUUGCCAGCCCCAUCGCCACUACCAUCAGCUCAACGGCCUCAUCGCUGGAUCGGACUUGCGGCACUUGCGAAGCUCCCUGAAGGACAAGGUUUUAAGCAACAGCAACGAGAAGCAGUGUCCGCCCAAUAGCAAGAAAAAUGGCAACGCCACCAUCACCACUGGUCCUGGCAAAAGAAUGGGACACGGGCAGGAGCCCCAGCAUCCCUGUCAGGGAGGGGAACAGGAGACAAGUCCACCUUCGCUCAGCAACCACCACCAGGUCCCUUGCCCCCAGGCAAGGACUGCACAGUCCCAACAGCAGCAACAUCACCACCACCACCACCACCAUGAUGCUUCUGCUCCCUCGGCUGGGGACAGGAAUGGGCUGGUUGGGGGAGGAGAGUUGGAGGAAGGCGAGGACCAGGAGUUGGAAAGGGAAGAGGAGUCCUUGCUACUUCUCUCCAGAUCCUUGGCCUCUACCUGCAGUUUGCAAAAAUGUUCCAUGGGUCCCCAUACAAACACUUCCUGGCCCCCCCAGCAGGUGAAGGAGGAGAAAGAGGACCUCACAAUACGAUAUGUCCGAUACGAGUCCGAGCUACAGAUGCCAGACAUCAUGAGACUGAUCACCAAAGAUCUGUCUGAACCCUACUCCAUUUACACUUAUAGGUAUUUUAUCCACAACUGGCCUCAGCUUUGCUUUUUGGCAAUGGUAGGUGAUGAGUGCGUAGGUGCAAUCGUCUGCAAGUUGGACAUGCACAAAAAGAUGUUUCGUAGAGGUUAUAUAGCCAUGUUAGCGGUGGAUUCCAAAUACAGAAGAAAAGGCAUAGGUACAAACUUGGUUAAGAAAGCUAUUUACGCCAUGGUAGAAGGAGAUUGUGAUGAGGUUGUCCUGGAGACUGAGAUUACGAACAAGUCUGCAUUGAAACUUUAUGAAAACCUUGGCUUUGUGCGAGACAAGAGGUUGUUCAGAUACUAUUUAAAUGGAGUUGAUGCAUUGCGUCUUAAACUUUGGCUGCGUUAAUUGGAGGACUUUUCUUCUCAACAAACAUGGCAGCAGCAUCUUUUGCAUUCAAUGCAAUUUGUGUGGAAUUGCUUUGCAGUUGGACGUAAUAACUUCCAUACAGCUCUUCUUUGUGAGUGUCUCAUCGAGCAUUGCACCUAAAUUGUUGCACUGUGUGGCAUGGCGCAUCUUGUUCUGAAUUUACAACAGGUUGUUUCAGACUUCAAAUCCUCUUGGUAACCAGGAAGAUGUGCCAAUAGGUAGCCAAGAGCUCCUCUUUUCAUUUGCAAGUCUACUGACUUCUGUUAUAUAAAUGGUGAACAUUUUAUCAAGAACCUGUGUAUACAGAACACAAUCUUUUUUCGGUUUAAGAGAGAAAGAAAAGCCAAUGUAAUUGUAAAAUUCUAUAAGUAUACUAACAUUUCAUACAAAUCUCACCAUAGUUGUUUUUUUCCUGGGGAAAAUAAAAAUUACUUCAACUUUAGGUUUUAUUUUUCAAUAUUGAACUUUCCAUUCUUAAAUAUUGGUACCUCAGUGAUUAGUGGAUGAAAAAAAUGUAUUGUAGGGUGGGGUGUGUGUUACAUCGAGUAACGGUAACAAAUUGCGUCUGCCAGUGCCUGUAGAAAUACGUAUAUUUGUCUCCACUGCUAAUUUGAGUGCAUGCUUUCUUUUCUUGAUUUUUUUUUGUCUUUGCAAGAAUGGCUUUUAUUUAAACUCUGGGUUUGAUAAUAAAUUAUUUCAUUUAUCAUUUGGACAGAACUCCCAUGUGAGGGCUUAAGAAGCCCUUGUCUUACAGUAAAAAGUCUAAGCUAUUUUUUAGAAGAACAAUUUUGAGUCGCUGCUAAAAGGGAGUCUGAUGCACUUUUUCCUUUAAAGAGAGUGAGGGAUCUUUUUAAAAAGCAAACAAACAACAAAUUAAUGUAAUCUGAAUUAACUUUUCUUUAAUUAGAAUUACAACCAGAAUAGCUAAAAGAACCAUUAUUUUUAAAUAAUUGAAUGAAUUUAAAUUCUGCUUGGACUCAUGCUUAAUUUUCAUGUUUUAAAAAUGCUUCUGUCUUCAGUUCUUGCUCUUGAAAAUGAAUUUCAAACUGCAAUACCAUGUUUAUUCUUUAGCUGCUUUCAUUUUAUUUUUUUAUUUUAGAAAAGCCAGAUCUCUUGCAGUUUUAAUCUUUUUCUGAAUCAUUUGACAGAGAAGUGUCCAAAGGUUGGUUUUGAGUUCUUCCCUCUUUUUAAAAUCAUCUACAUGGGCUUGUAUUCUUUUUCACUAAUUACACUGUGUACUUCUGUCUGUCAGUGCAAUAUGUAAAGCAAAUCACUUCUUUUUGGCAGUUCAGCAAUGACAGCAUUAGUAUAUAAUAUAUAAAAGCAAAACAUAAGAUUGAUCCCAAGUAACUCAUGGGGAAAAAAAUCUUUCUUCUAUUGACAGGAAACCUUUCAGAAUUCAAGUUUGCCUUACUAUGUAAUAUGUUAAGUUCAAUCAUUUUAUAAAGCGGUUUAAGUUACUGUACAUUUGAGAGGACUUUAUCGCUAGUCCUCUGGAGAAGAAUACCCAUUCUGGAUAGUUUAGCAAAUUUAAAGGAAGGCCAUCUUUAUUUUGCACAGUCUGAGCAUUUCCCCCACUAUGUAUAAGUUGUGACUUGUAUUUGGGAAAAAAUAAAGGAUUUUAAUUUAAAACUGGCA